UCUGCGAGCUACACCGUUUUCUAAUUGAUCCGUCAUAAAUGUCAUUCCUGAACAUAAGAAACUCCUGUAUCGUAUCAUUUCGUUUCAUUAAUUUCGAAGCCAGAGGAUCGAUAAACAAGAUCAAUUUUUUUUGAGAGUUGAGAGAAAUCAAUAGACGACAUAUCAACCGCCACGCCGACUCCCUCAAUUGAAAUGAACGCAGUGAAAUAACGACUAACCGACUCGGUCAGAUCGGGUGAAUCAUUUUCAAAGACAGGGACUAUCAUUGGUCUCACACCAACCGAAAAUAAUGUCAACAGAAAUACAAGCAAGUGGCUGUACAUGUCAAACAACGUUUGGAUUGUCAGGAAUUCGCAGCUCUCAUCCUGUUGAACGCCAUCAGUAGCUGCCACCUUCAGCGAGGUCCUCUUAAGCCACUUCCACUGACCCCUGAAACCUCGUUGCCAUGGAGAACAUGAGUGAGCUCCAGAACCCGCUCCUGGACAAGAACAGCAAGCACGUCGUCAAUGGUUACGGCGGCGACUUCCCCAACAAUCAGUACCAGGAGAACAUCAUCAACUACUUAACCGGUGGCAACAGCGAAGAAGGAGGAGGUGACACUAACAACGGUACGGUGGCCCAUGUGGGACACAGCAACCCCAACGGCAAGACGAAAGCUCAACAACUCCUGGACGCCACCUCACUCCAUCUGGCCGUCGAGGCCUUCUACAGGCCUAACUUCAUCUUGUACAAGGAGGAAGGGGGAGGAGGUGGAGGCGGAGUCAAGGCCAAGGAUUAUAAGAACGAGUGUUGCGAGACUACCUUCACAGAGAAGAAAGAGAAGGAGAGGGAGGCGUCUGUAGCAGUGGAGACCCCCGGAAGCACAGAGGACCCUCAGGCCAAGCUGCUGGAAGAAGGAGACAAUGUGAAGAUACAGACUGUCUCCUACGAGGUGGAGGAGGAGGAGUAUGUGGACUACGAGACAGACUGCUCCAGCGACAGCGAGAGUGAAGAUAACUUCAUAGUGAUCCCACCCAGAGACCAUCUGGGCCUGGCCAUCUUCUCCAUGCUCUGCUGCUUCUGGCCCCUGGGCAUCGCUGCUUUCUACUUCUCCCAGGGGACCAGUAAGGCGGUGACGAAGGGUGACUUCCCGCUGGCGAGCAUCGCAUCCCGAAGGGCUUUGUUCCUGGCGGCCCUUUCCAUCACCAUCGGGACAGGCGUCUAUGUGGGGGUGGUGGUGGCCCUCAUCGCCUACCUCUCCAAGCCAGGUCACAUAUAGCAGUGCCAGGGGGAACCAGGAAUGGACACUGCUACUGCCAGGGAAAGGUGUAGGGGGCAUCAUCAUUUUUUUCUUCCAACAUCCCUCUAUCUGUCCAGCCUUCUCUCAGACUACCAGGUGAACAACAGGAGAGAAGUGAGGAACCACCCCUUCUCAGUGGACACUGCUACUACCAGGCAAUGGUUUGCACUGCCUUCCUCCCGUAACAUAACAGCGCUGCUGACAUGGAAUCCGUUCCUCUAUCUUUCUCCCUCAUUCCUUCAUCUCUCUAUCCUCCUCCCUUCAGCCUCCCUACAGGCAACAAAGAUUAUAUGAAGGAACAAAGAGGAGCUCGGCAUGAAGGGGAGAUGAGGAGGAGAAGGAGAAGAGCAGGGAAAACUAGGACAGAGAGAACAGACACGGUUUUCUCUGGGAAAAGUUAUCUGAAGUGAGGUAAAGAGGAACACAGUUUGAGUUGUGCUGUCCUGCUCCGUUUGCGCCCCCCCCCUCCCACCCCCCUCCCGUGUAGGGUGUUUAAACUUAGCUUUGUUACUUCAACAGACCCUUACAGAAAACGAAAUGGGUUGGGAGGGAUCAGACAGCAAAAAACAUGGUUUGCAAUUACUGAGACUUUAGCAGACGAAGGAACUUCAAGGGACCGCAGUGUCUGGAGGUCUCACUGAGAGGACUAUAAAAACGUCCUUGAAUUCUCUAUCUGUAUGCCAUCUGAACCAGGAUUUAACAUUUCGAUUAUUUGGAGACCCUGCUACUAACUGACUAUCUCUGUUAAUUUACCAUCAAAUGCUUCUUCAAUG
Oncorhynchus masou masou (cherry salmon) is the source of this 2052-nucleotide messenger RNA. RefSeq names its product synapse differentiation-inducing gene protein 1-like. The record is from RefSeq and is a predicted model, not a curated record. NCBI's taxonomy places the organism in Eukaryota, Metazoa, Chordata, Actinopteri, Salmoniformes, Salmonidae. The transcript has 4 exons. Bases 446 to 1258 code for a protein of 270 amino acids. Gene Ontology annotation, cellular component: intracellular membrane-bounded organelle; membrane.